AUGCGGAACCGGAGCGAGCCGGAUGAGGAGGACGGAGACGACGGCAGCCGCGAUCUGGCGCUGCGCGUGCUUACCGGAUGCGCUCUCUCGGCUCUCGUGCUGUGCACGCUGUUCGGCAACGUGCUGGUGUGCGCGGCCGUGCUACGCUUCCGCCACCUGCGCUCCAAGGUCACCAACACGUUCAUCGUGUCUCUCGCGGUGUCUGACCUUCUCGUGGCCCUGCUCGUGAUGCCAUGGAAAGCUGUGGCGGAAGUUGCGGGGUUUUGGCCGUUUGGCGCAUUCUGUGACAUCUGGGUCACGUUUGACAUCAUGUGCUCUACAGCAUCCAUCCUCAAUCUGUGCGUGAUCAGCGUGGACAGGUACUGGGCCAUCUCCAGCCCCUUCCGAUACGAGCGCAAGAUGACCCAGCGCGCAGCAUUUGUCAUGAUCGGCGUGACGUGGACUUUAUCCGUGCUCAUCUCGUUCAUACCGAUACAGCUAAACUGGCACAAGGCAAGCAGCGGAGCAGAGAUCGUGCGAGGGUUUAACGGCACCGGGGCCACAGCGCGCGCUCUUACGGACUCGGAACAGAACAACUGCGACUCGAGUUUAAACCGGGAGUACGCUAUCUCCUCGUCUCUUGUGAGCUUCUACAUCCCCGUAGCGAUCAUGAUCGUUACCUACACUCGGAUCUACCGCAUCGCACAGAUGCAGAUAGGCCGAAUCGCGUCUCUGGAGCGCGCGGCGGAACACGCACAGAGCUGCAGGACCGGCAGCCGUGCGCUCGUGUGUCAGCACCAACAACAGCAACACAGUACUCUUAAAACUUCCAUCAACCGUGAGACCAAAGUGCUCAAGACCCUGUCCGUGAUCAUGGGCGUGUUUGUGUGUUGCUGGCUUCCGUUCUUCAUUCUCAACUGCAUGGUCCCGUUCUGCGCGAGACGAAGAGAAAACAGUGGCGACAGGCGCGCGGGCCUUCCGUGCGUUAGCGAGACGACCUUCGACGUGUUCGUGUGGUUCGGCUGGACUAACUCAUCGCUCAACCCGGUGAUCUACGCGUUCAACGCCGAGUUCCGGAGAGCCUUCGCGAGCCUGUUGGGCUGCCGGCGCCUGUGCGCGAACACGCCGGUGGAGACUGUGAACAUCAGCAACGAGUUCGUUUCCUACAACCACGACACGCUGGUGCACAAAGAGAUCGCCGAUGCGUAUGUAAACAUCAUCCCCAACGUAGUGGAGUGCACGGACCAUGAGGACACGUUCGACCGAAUAUCGCAGCUCUCGCGCCAGGAGGAAGAGGAGGAAGAUGAGGAUGUUGUGGUCACUGACUCGGCGGAAAUCAACUUGGGGAGAUUGACGCCUUUCAGCCGGAACGGAAUCCGCUGAAGUCGCGCGCAACAAGUAGGAGCGAGUUAGAGGUGGUUUAAAUACACAGCAAAAUCCGCUAUAGCGCAAAAUUCACACCUUUCAUGUAAAUCCGCUUCCAGUGUGUUCGAUUUUAAACCAUUUGCAGCUUUAUGUACUGAAAAAUAUAAA
This is a messenger RNA of Tachysurus vachellii, 1512 nucleotides long. It is a transcript of the gene drd5a, whose product is annotated as dopamine receptor D5a. The record is from RefSeq and is a predicted model, not a curated record. Gene Ontology annotation, cellular component: plasma membrane. The transcript has a single exon. The coding region runs from base 1 to 1362 and encodes 453 amino acids. Gene Ontology annotation, biological process: adenylate cyclase-activating adrenergic receptor signaling pathway. Gene Ontology annotation, molecular function: dopamine neurotransmitter receptor activity; G protein-coupled receptor activity. Lineage: Eukaryota; Metazoa; Chordata; Actinopteri; Siluriformes; Bagridae.